Molecule: messenger RNA, 1731 nt
Organism: Saccharomyces mikatae IFO 1815
Lineage: Eukaryota; Fungi; Ascomycota; Saccharomycetes; Saccharomycetales; Saccharomycetaceae
Gene: FOB1
Product: replication fork barrier binding protein FOB1
Exons: 1
Coding region: 1-1731 (576 amino acids)
Source: RefSeq, a predicted model, not a curated record
AUGACGAAACCGCGUUAUAAUGGCGUGUUGUUUGAUGAUGAUGAUUCGUUACCAUCGGAAUCUGCUACGAGGAAAGCACCUUCGCAAGGGAGAAAAGCAACAUCAUCUAGAGAAUCAAGAGAUUCUUCGAAGGAUCGUCUACUGAUACUUCCCUCUAUGGGGGAAUCGUAUACUGAAUACGUUGACUCUUAUUUAAACUUAGAAUUAUUGGAAAGGGGUGAAAGAGAAACACCGAUUUUCCUUGAAUCUUUGACAAGACAACUCACCCAAAAAAUAUACGAACUAAUAAAAACAAAAUCUCUAACUGCAGAUACUCUUCAACAAAUCAGCGAUAAAUACGAUGGUGUAGUGGCAGAAAAUAAGUUGCUGUUCCUACAGAGACAAUAUUAUGUUGAUGAUGAGGGAAACGUCAGAGAUGGACGAAAUAACGAUAAAAUAUACUGUGAACCGAACCAUAUUUACGACAUGGUAAUGGCAACGCACUUAAUAAAUAAGCACCUUAGAGGUAAAACACUACACUCUUUUUUAUUUUCUUAUUUUGCCAAUAUUAGCCAUGCUAUCAUCGAUUGGGUCCAGCAAUUUUGUUCAAAAUGCAAUAAAAAAGGGAAGAUUAAGCCAUUGAAAGAAUAUAAACGUCCUGACAUGUAUGACAAAUUACUACCAAUGGAAAGGAUUCAUAUUGAGGUAUUUGAACCUUUUAGUGGAGAAACCAUUGAAGGGAAAUACUCAUAUGUAUUAUUGUGCAGAGACUAUCGUUCAAGUUUUAUGUGGUUAUUACCACUAAAGAGUACAAAAUUUAAACAUCUAAUCCCUGUCAUUUCUUCGCUUUUCCUAUCUUUCGCUAGAGUUCCAAUUUUUGUCACAUCAAGCACCCUAGAUAAAGAUGAUCUUUAUGAUAUUUGUGAAGAAAUAGCAUCGAAAUACGGUCUUCGUAUUGGCUUAGGCUUAAAAAGUUCGGCAAGAUUCCAUACAGGUGGUAUACUGUGUAUUCACUAUGCUUUAAAUAGCUAUAAAGAAGAAUGUUUAGCCGAUUGGGGUAAAUGCUUAAGAUAUGGCCCUUACAGGUUUAAUCGAAGAAGAAACAAGAGAACAAAGCGUAAACCUGCGCAGGUAUUACUUAGUGAAAUUCCGGGACACAAUGCCAAAUUUGAGACUAAGAGAGAAAGGGUUAUAGAAAACACAUAUUCCCGUAACAUGUUCAAGACGGCAGGCGGGAAAGGUCUUAUAUAUCUGGAAGAUGUGAAUACCUUUGCGCUAGCAAAUAAAGCAGACAACAGUUAUAAUAAUGGAAGCUCUCAUAAUAAUGAUGUAGACAAUGAUAACUUUGAAGAAGAGGUACAAAAACAAUUCGAUUUAACUGAACAAAAUUACAUAGACGAAUACGAUGAUUUGGCUCAUGAAUCAUCAGAGGGCGAAUUUGGACCUAGCACUCUAACCCCCGAAGAAAAGAAUACUCGUAUUGAUGAGGAGGAACGAAUAGGUUCAGCCAGUGGGGUUGCACAACUCAAUGAAAACACGAGGCAAGAAAUAGGAGAGCUUGAAAAAAAGCAUCAAAAAGAUGCAGAUGCUACGCCGCAAACAGAGCCAGAAGUAGAUCAAAGUUUAGAAAUAGCAAAACCAGAGACGUCUUAUUUUCAAACUAUGGAAUCACCGUCGACCAAAAGGCAAAAGUUAGAUCAGCAGAAUCAUGGGGAUGUAACAAGAGACUUUGGUAUGUCAAUGGAAUUGUAA